CUCGAUUGUUCUUCCCCUAGGAGCUGCCGCAAAUACUGAGGGCACCGCCAGCAACUUGCACUGGCAAAAUCAAACAACCCGACUCUUCAUGAAUUUUCACUUAGACAAAAGUGCCGCGGUCGAGCCGCGCGAUGAUGAGAACUACAUGAAGCUACGUUCUUGUAGUAAGUCGUGCAACUUACAGUCAUUGUCAUCCUAAAGAUUUUCGCCGGAGCCAUUUUUCGUGCUGCCAUUGUCACUCGCUCCUAGAAGUCUACCUAGCAAAUAUGAUGGCGCGCAACUCAUUAUAUAGUGCGGACUGCGCUACCGCUAGAACUAGUGCCGUCCACGACUGCACACUGGUUCUACAGAUGUGACAGGAGAACCCUUUCUACCCUGGCACGAAAAGUAAAGCUGAAGCAGUGGCUGGGAACAAGACAUGGUUGACGGCCUGGACAAGAACAACCUCAGCACGGCCGCCGGCAGCGCCGUCGCAGGUCCUUCUACAAUUUUUACUACUGCAGCGGGAGCUGCAACCGGCAUUGUCGAUGAGGACGAAGAUGUUCUUCACGACAAGCGCCCCCGCGAGGACAUCGCGAGUAGCGACGAGGAAAGUUGCAGUAGUUCCUCCUCGCCGCCAACCACAGGAGACAACAAGAACCCGGCGAAAAGGUUCAAGAAGGAAGAUAUCGCCAGGUGCGAUUUGGUACUGGAAAUGAACAAAGAGUUUCGAAAGCAGCAUGAGCAAAUCAGCACGUCUUCCCUGAAACUCAUUGACGAUCGUUGCUCGUGGAAGCAGUCAUUUCUCCAAUCGCAGUUGUCUCUCGCGAAGCAGGAGGAAGAAAUGCGGGCGAAGGAAAUUUCCUUUGAAACGAAGCUGGCAGAAUUGAAGGGCGUGUGGCAGGAAACGGAAGGGAAGGAGAAGGUAUUUUUUUCACUUUUUAUGCCACCAUCAACACGAUAAAACUGUGAGUGCUUGGAUGGUGGAGCCGGCGCCCGUAACCACCUUGCACAUUGGGAUCACAGUUUUAUGCGAGCACCACAUUUUGUACAUUCCACUUCGAGCUACUUUCCCAAGCAGCGUGGUCUGUCUCAUGUGGACGUUACGGGCUGAAGUGUUGUCCCCCUCUCCACCCUGUUGCGUUGUCUCUUCAUGUUCUUCUGUCUCUGACAUUAAGAUUAUAAUCAAACACCAAUUUUAUGCUUAUUAGACUGGUACUUUUGUUUUUACAACGUGUUGCAUCUACAAAAGAAAAGAACGAGAGAGAAAGAUGCAAGGCCGCUGAGAGCUUCGUUCUUCUCCAUGAUGUGGUUGAACAAUCUUGGCUUUGAAGUGGCGUGAUCCUUGUCAUUGAGUCUGCUAAUAAAACUAGGUCCUCCAAGAAAAUCUCGAGCAGAUGACAAAGGCGCUGGCGGAAAAGCAGCAGAGCGUGAAAUACUACGAGGAGCGGAUCGCUGCACUGUCGAACACGGCUACGAACAUGGCCGAGGAGGAAGCAGACAAGAAGCAGGAGCUGCAAAAGCUCGAAGCUUCCGUGUCUUCGAUUCGUCAAAAGUUGACGCAAGUGGAGGACGAGUUACGGGAAAAACAACAACAGGCCGAAACUGCGGAAGCCGACAACCAGAAAAGGUUGGAACAGCAGUCCCAAGCGGACAACCAGCAGCGGCAACAAGUGCUGCAGCAAAUCACGGAAUUGCAGGAGGAGCUGGACAUUCAGAAGAAAACCGCUUUGGCGGAGUUGGAAACGGAGAUAAAGUUGAAAAAGGACGAGCUGGCGAAAGAUUUGCAGGAAAGGGAAGAGGAAUUCGAAAAGGCGCGCACCACCAUGGAGGCCGAACACGAAAAAGCGAUGGAAGCGUACAAUCGGUUACUCGCGUCGAUUGAGCAGAAACAGGCAAAACACGAAGAACAGGUAGUAGAGCAGAAGAAGGAGCUGAGUCGCUGGGCGGGUGAAGAAAGAGCGAAAAUGGAGAGGCAGCUGGAGGAGGAACAUUCUACGGUAUUUUAGAUCGAGUUCUGUAUGUUUGAUUUACAUGUUUAUGCUUCCUGAACGUAAAAAAAAUUGUCUGCUUUGUCUUCUACUACUUCCAAUAAUUGCCGGACAACUUCUUCCUUCGAGCUUAUUGAAUAAGCCUUAUUCACGUGAAAUAAAUCACAUCAUCAAACAGGCCGUUUUGCGUUUGCAAACCGAACUUCAGAAGGAGUUGCUUACCGAAGAAACGAAGAUUCGUGAGGAGCUAAUUUCGCAGCGCACGCAGGAGGUGGAAACGGAAGUGGAGCAACAAAUUCAACUUCUCCGAUUGGAGAAGGAGGAGACUCUGAACGCCGAAAUCGCCGCGUUACAUGACGAGAAACUGCAGGAGGAGGCGAACAAACUCGCGGCAGUGAAACAAGACCAGAAGUACAGCCGGGAAAAGUUGGAGGAAAUCGAAGAGAAAUCUAAGGAGCUGAUGUUUCAAUACGAAAAAAAGAUGCAGGAAUUAGAAUCCGCGAACAAAAAGCUACAAGAGCUCGAGCAGGAAGAAAACGACGAGCUCGGGCGGCAGGAGACGGAACGACAACGCUGGGCCAGUGAAAUGAGCGCCGCGCAGGAAGCGGUGCGGUCCGUCGUCCAUGAUAUCGAGAAGCGGGAGAAAGCCGCGGCGGAAUCGAAAGAACGGCUGGAGAUGCAGCGGGCCAUGCUGUCGAAGGCGGUCGAGGCAUACGCGGAGGAGGAAAAUAAAAUCCACCAAUUGAAUAUCAAAUGCAAAUAUGUCUGGGUCUGGAAGAGUCAUGCUGCUUUAGCAUGACACAGAAGGUAUAGCAUGGAAGCUCUAGCAUUACAGAUUUCGAAAAGCUUGCGCAAUGCCGAAUCCGCAUGACAAAUGCCCCAUUUUGGUGACAGAAAGAGGGCAACUUUUGCUGCCUAUGCAUGAGAGACUUUUUUGUGUUAUGAAGUGCGCAUUACAAGCUUGCACUCUUCCAGACCCAGAUACAUUUGCAAUGCAUAUUCAAGGAAGAAACGGAAGCGAUCAAUGGGAAAAGAACGGAAGCGGAGGAGGAGUUGGGAAAAAUGCAGGAAAAACUGCAGGAAAUUUCCUUCGAGAAGCAGAAAAUUGAAGCGGAGCAAGCAAACAAAUUCGAGGAAUUUGAGCUGCAGUUUGAGCAGCGGAAGGAGCGGAUGGCGGCUGUUGAUGCAAAUUUGGACAAGAAGCAGAAUCAGCUGGAGGAAAUGCGGAAGGAAGCAGUGGAGCUGCAGAGCAGUUUAUCGUGAGAAAAAAGUGUUACAGUUACACACCCUGACGCAAGACAAGCAAGACAGACAACCUCUGUCAUGCAGGAAAUGCUUGAGCUUGCUAGCGUCAUUUCGCGUGUGUUUUCCCUUAUAGUCUGCGCAUUACUUUUGCCAUGCAGAGCAACUUGUGAUGCUAGAAUUCCAACAAAUGUGUAACUGUAACACUUUUUUCCUUUGAUACAGUUUAGAGCACUUGGAGACGGAAAAGCAGGAAACCAAGGAGAGGAUAAACAAACUCGGAUUAGGAAAUAAGCAAUUAGAACAAGAAUACGAAGAGCUGGAGAAGCAUUUCGAGGAGCUGAAGGAGAAGGUAUAGUUUCGCUCUUUUGUGUUGCAUCAAUUACAUGACUUUUUUUUUCUUUUGCAUGAAAUAGACACAGGGAAUGAGAUUGUGUUCUCCAGCACAUCUACGGUUACAGCAGGUGCAGAAAAGGAGAAGCACACGGAAGUACUUACUUACAACUGUUGCAUUCGUUUCUUUUCUAUCAGGUCAAAGAGCAAGAAUCUCGCGUCGAGGAGCAGGAAGCGGAAAUUGAAGCCUACACUAAGAAGAGCGACAACGCCCGGGCCGACGUGACCACCAUGACAAACGAGGCGAGUGUGCUGAUGCAGCGCAUCGAGUCCCUGACCGGUCAGUACGAGCAGCAGGUGGCGGAGAACGAGCGCAAGCACGCGCGCGGCGUGGAGCUGAAACAGGAGCUGCACCGGUUGGAAAGUUCGAAGAUCGAGUUGUCCAAUUCCCUAGGCGAACUGGAAAUCGAGAAGCUCAGCCACACCACAGCUUUGCAGGACCUGCAAGCGAAGAAGAUCCAGAUGGAGACCGAAGCGAGCAAGAGAACGGCGGAGAUGACGGAUUUGCGGAAACGGCACGAAGAUUUGCGGAACCAGAUCGAGCAGGACCAAGCGAAAGUGUUGAGUGCGGAGAUUUUGGAAUUGGAACGGAAGAGGACAACUAUCUGGACACAAGUGGACGACCUAGACAGAGAUUUGUCCUCGAAGAAAGUCGAGCUCGCCGCCGCGAAGGGGGAUUUCGAGGAUCUUUCCCGGAAACGCACGCAGCUGAAGGAAGAUUUGACGAAGAAGCAGCAGGCCGCGGAGGAGGCCAAACAAGCAGCGAUGGACACGCAGUCGAACGUCGCCGCGCUGGAAGAGGUGCGGUUGAAGAAGAGCAACGAGAUCCACAAUUUGGAGGCGCAAAAGGGCAAAAUAAGUGCGGAAAUUUCCACGGUGAAAUCCGAAAUUCAAACUAUGCGGAACGAAAAAGAGGAACUCGAGGGGAAAAUAAGGAAUAGCAAAUUAUCGGUCGAGAAGGAUCUGAAUCGGGCGAAAGAGGAUUUGCAGGCGCUGAACAAGAAGUUGCAGGACCGGGAGAGAGAUUUGGAAAAGCACCGGGAAAAUCUGGAAGACGAAAGGAAAUCCUUCCGGGAGCAGUUUGAGGAUGAGAAGAAAGAGCGGAAGAAAACGCUUGAAGAGUUAGACGCGAAGGUGCAGCGGAAGCAGGAAGCACUGCGCCUGUUACUCGACGAGGACACGACCGAGGAGGAGAAGCGGCGGCAACUCGUGAAGCAGUGGAAGCAGCGGGAGGAAGCGACGCUAAACCGCGUGGAGCAGCGGGAAAAGGAAUUGGAAGAGCUGGAGAAAACGUACAAGGAGGACAAGAAACACCAACUGGCGCUGUUAGAAAAGCUGAAGGAGGAGCAACUGAAAACGCAGAAGGAGCUCGAGGAGGCGAAGCAGGAGAUUUGUGAGAGUAAGAAGCAGAUGGAGGAGACUAUGAACGAGAAACGGCACGAGAAGGAACGACUGUCCCAGGAGGUGCAGAAUUUGAAACUGCAGACCGCGCAGCUGGUCGCGCUCCGGGACCAGCAACUGGCGCAGGACGUGGAGACAGCGAAGAAGGUAUCCAGGGAAAAACACCCACCCCCAUCCAAUUUGUCAUGCAAAAAAUGCAUAAUUUCCAUAAUGUUUGCCAUGCAAAAAAUGAAUGGGGGUGGGUUUUUCUUCCUGGAUAGAAGGCCGGGGAAGAGUACAAGGAGAAAUUGCAGAAGAUCGCGAGUGACAACACGGCGUUAACAGCACUGAUGGACGAGCAGAGCCGGCUGCAGCAAUACGUAUCGCGACUGCGGUCCGAAAGUCGAGAACUGGAGCUGCAAAAGGAACAACAGCGAAAGGAGCUGGCGGUCGGUGGAGGAGUUGGUGGGUCAUCGAGCAGUCCAGAGCAGCUCCUUCACGCUGCACAUCAGCCCUCAUCUUCCGCCGGCGAUGCUGGUCGUGGUCCUCCUGCGCGGAUAGAGAGUCGAAAGAAUCUUCCUUUGUCAAUCGGCGCUGGUGGCGUACAGCGAGAGCGACCACCACAUGCGCCAGGUGGUACUUCUGAUCGGCCCAGCGUUGUUGGAAACAAGAACAGCAACAAGCUGGUAGAUGCCGUGGGUAGCAAAUUGGAGCAGUUCAACCGGCAGAAUCGGGAGACGAAAGAGCAGCUGAAGCAGGACGUCUUGAUGGUAGAGAAAGCAUCCAGCUCCACCGGGACGGCGACUUACGUGCCUGCUGUUGUGAAAGACCAUCCGAAUAAUAAAGCCUCCAUGCGGAGCAGCGCGCUCCCUGCUGCUUCUGCAGCACCACCAGCAGUAGGUUCUUCUUCUUCGUCUUCAAGUGGACCACCUGCUGCUGGAUUAGUCCUUCCUGAGAAAACAAGUCAGAACAAACUUCCCAUCGCCCCGCCGCCGUCCUUGAACGUUGCAGAGACGAAAAAUAUUAGCAGAUCUGCAGUGUCGGAAGGAGCAGUUGAUGUAGCGAAAAGUAGCAGGAACAAAGACAAGCUUUCGGCGGAGCAGGUUGGCGGCUCGCCAGCGUUCUCCCCGGUGGUUGCGAACAACGAAGAUGAUAACGCCGCUGGUGUUCCACCAGAGGAUUAUCCGCCGACCCCCAUAAUCGACGCAGGCUCUCCUUUACAGCCACUUUCAACGAAAGUGUCCGAGAUGGCAAAAAUGUGGGAGAAAAAGAAACACGACAAGAACAGCGAUGUGGAUCAGGAAAAAUCUUCGAGCAAGCAGCACAUCAAAGAGAAAAAGCACAACGCUGACGGAGCGGCAGCGGCAGGCGGGCUACUUUUGCAACAAGAAGAGGGGGCAAACAAGAAGGCACAAGUGCCAGUGCCAGGAGUUGAUGUUCUCGUCAGUACAAAAAAUCCGCCAGCAGCAGCAGCAGCAAGCGCAUCAGGCUCUACUUCAGGGGGGCAACAAAACCUGCUCGCAAAACUUCGCGGCCAGACGGUAACCGGUUUGGAGAAAGAGAAAGAGACGGAUGCCGCACCGGACCCUCCGGAGCCCCCGGUUCCAAAGAAAGAAUUUGGCGAAAAGAUAAGGCCAGGAUCUCCAACUGGAACUGCAGCGGCGUCGAAAAACAAGCAAGACCCGCCUCCAAACGGCAGUUUCGGUUUUGGUACAGAACAGCGCGAUAAGUCCUCUUCGAGCAAGCACCAACUGCUCCGUGGCACGGAAAACACCAACCAGAUCCGCUAUGGGAAUCACAAGGAGAACUGGCUGAAGACCGUCGGGGGUGCCACGGGCCAGCAGCAAAAUAAGUCAUCUUCGUCCCAGCCGUUAGUCGGCGGUGGAACUAGUACUUCGAGUCAGCAAAAGUCUUCCACUGCGGCCAUGAACCGCAGUGCGGUGUUUAACACGGCUGCAAUGAUGUUUGGCGGUGGUGCAGGCGGUGCGAAAUUCGGUGGUGCCGCCAGUCUUCUGAAAGGGAGAAAGAACAACCCAACGCAACUCCCAAACCCCAGUGUAGCCGGAAAUGGGUUUUCAUCAUCAGCAUCUGCAACCGCGGCCACGAGCUCCUUCCUCUCGAAAGCGAGUCGCGCCCGCAGUCCCAUUCUUGCGAGCCGACAGGGCGGGGGGAAGGCGGACUUCGAAAUGGAACCCCCGGGGACGAGGCGCGGGCCGCACUACUGUCCGAAAAGGCGGAAGAUCGUGUUCGACGCGGGGGAGCCGGCGGUGGAGACAACUGCAGGAGGUGCUGGGGGAUCAUCUUCGAGUCAGGACGCUGGUGCUCUUGUCUCUGGCACUGCUGCUGCGAAAGUGGAGGAAGCGAAGAAGACAAAGCUCGAAGUAGAGCAGCAGGGAGGUCGUGGUCCACCUGCAGGUCUCCCAGACGAGAAAAGGCCAGAAGAUGCAGAUGCUAACGCAGCAGGGGGCUCGAAAAAAAGCAAGCGAGAAGAUGAAAGCUUUCAGCCCGGCGUAGCAAUUGUUGCACCGCCCGAGGUAAUGGUAAACAAAGCCAAGCAGCAGGUGAAUUCGGAGCAGGUGGAUCCUCCUCUGAAUAAAGAUCGAGAUCCAGGAAAAAGCGCCGAUGAUCCGGCACCACCUGCAUCGUCCUCCGCAGCCGAUGCUGAUCCACCGAUAAUAAACCCCAGCGAUAAGCGCAAGGAUAGCAAGGAUGAUUUGAAAACAAAAAACAAAAAUCAUCCACCUCCCGGCGCUUCUACGACAAGCAAUAAUUUUCUCCUGGAAGAUAUCGAAGUGAAGCCUGCGGAAGCGAGUCGCGGCGGCGGUGGAGUUCCCCUCCCCUCCGGCAAACGCGGCGCCGGUGCGGCGCAGACGAAGAAAAAACGGCAAGCUAUGCUGGACGACGAUUCUCCCCCUUUCGUGUUGGAAGACAACUGGCACGGUUCGCAAAAUUCCGUCAUCCGCCCACCGCCGAUGGCCAGACACCAGGUUGGAGGUGGAGGUGGAGCUGCCUCAUCGUCUUCUGCCGGGGGCAAUACAGCCGCGGCCGUUUUGAAUCGGGACACCAUAGCGCCGGGGGCGGCAGCUGGUGCGAGGAAUGGAAGCAGGAACAACGACGACCAACCGCCCACCCCGAUUUUGGAGGACGAAUCUUCCAACAUGUCCUUCGGGCAGUCACUGCAGAAACAAGGAGAAAUUCCAGGAGGAGCGAAUGACGACUCAAAUUCCAGAGCGCAGCACCAGCAACAGCACAAAAUGCGGAACAAUAAACGGAAUCGGAACAAUGUCAAGGAUUUGCAAAUUCUGUCCGACGAGGAGAACCUGGAGCCGAAAAAGCCGGACGAGAAAUCGCCCUCCGCAGCGAGCAAACUGGCGAAAAAGGAGGCACUGAACAAGAAGAAGUGUAAGUACACGCUGGAAGACUUGAAAAAGCGCACCGUGCCGGAGAUAAAAGCGAUUUUGGAAGCUUGUAACCUGAAGACCACGGGAAGAAAGGACGAAUUAGCGAAGCGGGUGGUUGCCAAUCCGGACCUGUACCCGCCGACGUUUAAGACGCCGAAUGGGAAAAAGCCGGCACGGCCGCGCUGA
Amoebophrya sp. A120 is the source of this 8572-nucleotide messenger RNA. The record is from the annotation of a GenBank genome assembly. NCBI's taxonomy places the organism in Eukaryota, Dinophyceae, Syndiniales, Amoebophryaceae.